Messenger RNA from Fusarium odoratissimum NRRL 54006, 693 nucleotides. RefSeq lists its product as uncharacterized. Gene Ontology annotation, biological process: cholesterol biosynthetic process. NCBI's taxonomy places the organism in Eukaryota, Fungi, Ascomycota, Sordariomycetes, Hypocreales, Nectriaceae. The transcript has 3 exons. The record is from RefSeq and is a predicted model, not a curated record. The coding region runs from base 1 to 693 and encodes 230 amino acids. Gene Ontology annotation, molecular function: phosphomevalonate kinase activity. Gene Ontology annotation, cellular component: cytoplasm.
AUGCUCUACUUCUCGGCCAUAUGCCUUUUUAAGCACUCCAAAGUACCUGACGUCAAGUGGCUGGAGUAUGUGAGACGAAUGAGCCGGUAUAUAGAGCGUGAUGAUCUUGUUAUCCUUGCAGUAUCUCUUAAAAUCGGCGGAAUGGUGGCUUUCGUGACCAUCAAGGAUCAGCAGACGAUAGCGACGAUUAGAUCGCUUGGCUAUAUCAUCUACCAGUACUAUGCCGAUAUUUGGGUCUUCGUGUUUACUGGAUAUGCCUAUAAAUACCGCAAGGCACGCAAGGCCAGCAUCAGCGAUGCCACCAAGCGAGAAUACGCAGCAGCUACCGGCGCAGACUUGGAUGCUCUGUUAGGGGAUUGCGCUUAUAAGGAACAAUACAGACCAGCAUUGACGGCAUUCUUCAAGGAACAGAUGCGCCAACAACCUCAACUGCCCGAGAAGCACUUCCUGAAUGUGUUGUCCGAUGCCGCAGAUAUGGAUCAACGAGGGACGACGUGGUCAGAAGGUUUUGCGAAUAAGUGCCUGCUUCCCCUCUUCCACAAGGACCUGGAGCGACUGGCUAGUAUGGUGGUCCCUGUGCCUGACUUCCCACGCCCAGGCAUCGAGUUCCAACAUAUGCUCAACAUCGCCCAACGGCAGGGCGGGUUGGCUUUGUGCACUUCUCUGCUACGAACUCGGUUCAAAGGUGACUAG